UUUCUUUUCUUUGUUGGUGACAUGAUUAGGUACGGCUCACCAUGAUUGCAAGAAUGGCCAAACCCGAAGAGGUUCUAGUGGUUGAAAACGAUCAAGGUGAAGUUGUCAGGGAAUUCAUGAAGGAUACAGAUGCUAUCAACCUCUACAAGAAUAUGAGGGAAACCUUAGUUUACCUCACCCAUUUGGAUUAUCAAGACACCGAGAGAAUAAUGACUGAAAAAUUACAGAAUCAAGUGAAUGGCACUGAAUGGUCGUGGAAGAAUCUCAACACGGUUUGUUGUGAUUUAUUCAGAGAUUUUUAUACUAGCAGUAUUAUGAAAAAAGAUAUUUAG
Stylophora pistillata is the source of this 332-nucleotide messenger RNA. RefSeq names its product exportin-1-like. NCBI's taxonomy places the organism in Eukaryota, Metazoa, Cnidaria, Anthozoa, Scleractinia, Pocilloporidae. Gene Ontology annotation, cellular component: nucleus; cytoplasm. Gene Ontology annotation, molecular function: small GTPase binding; nuclear export signal receptor activity. Gene Ontology annotation, biological process: ribosomal large subunit export from nucleus; ribosomal small subunit export from nucleus; protein export from nucleus. The record is from RefSeq and is a predicted model, not a curated record.